UGGGCUCGAGAACGAAGGAGCGCCAUGAUUCACGCCCUCUCCCUCCCCGCCAAAACCACUCCCCCGCUCCCUCUGAAACCCUUCUCCCCUUGUCACCCCAAAACCCCCAUCACCACCACCGUCCCCCAAACCCCAGCAGCCACCAAACACCCGGCCCUCGAGCCCCUGAAGCGCCGCGCCAUCGGCCUCGCCGAUCGCGGCCGCCUCGACGAUGCCCUCUCCGCCCUCGACCUCAUGGCCCGCCGCGGCGUCCCGGCCGACCUUGUCACCUACUCCAUCCUCCUCCGCUCCUGCAUCCGCUCCCGCGACCUCGCCCGCGGCCGCCUCCUCCAUCGCCGCCUCCUCGAUUCCGCCCUUCCCCUGGACUCCGUCGUCACCAACUCCCUUAUCACCCUCUACUCCAAAUGCGGCGAUUGGGACGCCGCCUGCUCCAUCUUCGAGGAAAUGGGCAGCCGAAGAAAUCUAGUUUCCUGGACCGCCAUGAUCUCCAGCGCGGCCCAGAAUGGGAUGGAAGAAACAGCCAUAGAGAUGUUCCGCGAAAUGCUCGAAAUGGGGUUUAGCCCGAAUGAGUUCAGCUUCUCUAGCGUCAUUCAAGCUUGCUCGAAUACGAAGUUCAUGUCGGUUGGGAAAGUGGUUCUUGGAUCUGUGUCCAAAAUGGGAUUUUUCCCGUGGGAUGUAUCAGUUGGGUGUGCUCUGAUCGAUAUGUUUGCGAAGACCCACGACUUGGUUUCAGCUCGCAAGGUCUUCGACAGAAUGCUCGAUAGGAACUUGGUCGCUUGGACCCUGAUGAUCACGAGAUUCGGGCAACAUGGCUGUGGAAAAGAAGCAAUCAGUUUGUUCGUAGAUAUGGUGCUCGACGGGUUCGAGCCUGACCGCUUUACCAUGAGCAGCGUGAUCUCUGCUUGCACCGAGCUGGAGUCCAUUAAGUUGGGGCAGCAACUGCACUCUCUAGCGAUUCGAAAUGGAUUUGCCUCCGACACCUGCAUAGGUUGCAGCCUCAUAGACAUGUAUGCAAAAUGUGCAGUAGGGGUAUCGAUGGAUGAUUCAAGGAAGGUUUUUGAUCGGAUGCCUGAGCAUAACGUCAUGUCGUGGACAGCGGUGAUAUCAGGCUAUGUGCAAAGUGGAGGGCAUGAUGAGGAAGCAAUAAAGCUCUUGUGCGAGAUGAUGCAGGGAAGAGUUUGGCCAAACCAUUUUACCUAUUCUUGCAUUCUCAAGGCAUGUGCCAGUCUAUCUGAUCCUGAGAUGGGGGAACAGGUCCAUGCACAUGUUGUGAAAUCAGGUCUAGCAUCGGUAAAUUUCGUAGGUAACUCUUUAGUCAGCAUGUAUGCACGGUCAGGUAGGAUGGAAGAUGCCAUCAAAGCUUUUGAUGUACUGUAUGAAAAGAAUAUCAUUUCAUACAAUGCCGUUAUUGAUGGUUAUUUGAAGAAUUCCAAUGCCGAAGAAGCCCUCGAGCUCCUUCAUCAAACUGAGAGCAUGGACAUUGGAGUAAGUGCUUUUACAUUUGCUAGUCUUUUGAGUUCUGCUGCAAGCAUUGGAAUGAUGAGCAAGGGCCAGCAGAUGCAUGCCCAGCUACUAAAGACAGGAUUUGGAUUGGAUAAGGGUAUUGGUAAUUCACUUAUAUCUAUGUAUUCUAGGUGUGGAGACAUAGAGGAUGCUUGCCGAGUUUUCUAUGAGAUGGAUGAUCAUAAUGUGAUCUCAUGGACGUCGAUGAUCACAGGUUUUGCUAAGCAUGGGUAUGCAAACCGAGCACUCAGGUUGUUCCAUGAGAUGAUCUCAACUGAGGCUAAGCCAAAUGAGGUCACUUACAUUGCUGUUCUAUCUGCUUGUGGCCAUGCGGGUCUAGUUAAGGAAGGGUGGGAGCACUUCUACACCAUGCAAAGGGAUCAUGGGAUUAUUCCAAGGAUGGAGCAUUAUGCU
Phoenix dactylifera (date palm) is the source of this 1917-nucleotide messenger RNA. NCBI's taxonomy places the organism in Eukaryota, Viridiplantae, Streptophyta, Magnoliopsida, Arecales, Arecaceae. The record is from RefSeq and is a predicted model, not a curated record.